AUGUCUCUUCGUGUCUUACUUCACCGUAAUCUAGGCCAGGGGGCCAAGGUCUCCGUCGCCGCCUCUUCCCUUCUUCAGCGUCACCACCAGCACUUGCGCUUCUUUGCCAGCAAUGUCAAGCCCAUCAAGAAGGUGCUGGUCGCCAAUCGAGGCGAGAUCGCAAUUCGCGUCUUUCGUGCCUGCAACGAGAUGGGCAUCCGUUCAGUGGCCAUUUACAGCGAACAAGACAAGAUGCACAUGCACCGGCUGAAGGCGGACGAGGCGUACCUGAUUGGCCACGGCCUGCCGCCCGUCCAGGCCUACCUCAACAUUCCCGACAUAAUUCGCAUCGCCAAGGAGAACGACGUCGACGCCGUCCACCCGGGCUACGGCUUUCUCUCGGAACGGGCCGACUUUGCCCGCGCCUGCACCGACUCGGGCAUCACCUUCAUCGGUCCCAGUCCCGAUGUGAUGGCCCGCAUGGGCGACAAGGUCGAGGCGAGGAAGGCGGCCAUUGAGGCGGGCGUCAAGGUGGUGCCCGGCACUGACUACCCCAUCAACUCGGUGGACGAGGCGAGUGACUUUGUCACGAAGCACGGCUUUCCGGUCAUCUUCAAGGCCGCCUAUGGUGGUGGUGGACGAGGCAUGCGAGUCGUGCGCAACCCCAGCGAGCUGAAGGAGAACUUUGAGCGCGCCUCCUCUGAGGCGCUGUCCGCCUUUGGCAACGGCGCCCUCUUCAUUGAGCGCUUCAUCGAGCAUCCGCGCCACAUUGAGGUGCAGAUCCUCGGCGACGGCGAGGGCGGUGUGGUGCACCUGUACGAGCGCGACUGCACCGUCCAGCGACGCCACCAGAAGAUCAUCGAGAUUGCCCCCUCGCCGAACCUCGACCCGGUGGUGCGGGAACGGAUCCUCGCCGACGCGGUGAAGAUCGCCAAGUUUGUGGGCUACCAGAACGCCGGCACGGUGGAGUUUCUGCUGGACGCCGACGGCAGCUACUACUUCAUCGAGGUGAACGCCCGGCUGCAGGUGGAGCACACCGUCUCCGAGGAGAUCACCGGCAUUGACAUUGUCCAGAAGCAGAUUCGCAUCGCCGAGGGCAACUCGCUGCCCGACCUGGGCCUGACGCAGGACGCCAUCAAGGUGGACGGCUAUGCGAUGCAGUGCCGCGUCACCACGGAGGACCCGGCGAAGGGCUUCCAGCCGGACACCGGUCGCAUCGAGGUCUUUCGCAGUGGCGAGGGCUUUGGCAUUCGCCUGGACGGCGCCUCCGCCUUCUCCGGCGCCAUCAUCUCCCCCUACUACGACUCGCUCCUGGUGAAGGUCAUUGCGAAGGCGGGCAGCAUGAAGGCGGCCAGCGCCAAGAUGACCCGAGCGCUGCGCGAGUUUCGCGUUCGCGGCGUCAAGACGAACAUUCCCUUUCUGCUCAACGUCCUCAACAAUGACAAGUUCCUGGACAACGCCUACGACACCAACUUUAUCGACACCCACCCGGAGCUGUUUCACUUUGAGCCCAGUCAGAACCGGGCGCAGAAGCUGCUGUACUACCUCGCCAAUGUCAUGGUCAACGGGCCCUCGACGCCGCUGGCCACCAAGCUGAAGCCCUCUGACAUCACGCCGCAGGUGCCCGCGGUCGAUAUGAGCCGACCGGCGGCCCCCGAGGGCUGGAAGACGCUGCUCGACCGGGACGGUCCGGCGGCUUUUGCCAAGGCAGUGCGCGCCCACAGCGGCCUGCUGCUGAUGGACACCACCUUCCGCGACGCCCACCAGUCGCUGCUGGCGACCCGUGUCCGAACGCACGACCUCCUCCGCAUCAGCCCGUACGUGUCGCAGAACAUGAACGGCCUCUUUUCGCUGGAGAACUGGGGCGGGGCGACGUUUGACGUGGCGAUGCGCUUCCUCCACGAGGACCCCUGGGAGCGACUGGCGCAGAUGCGCGAGCAGAUUCCCAACAUUCCCUUUCAGAUGCUGCUGAGGGGGGCGAACGCCGUCGGCUACACCUCCUACCCGGACAAUGUCGUCCACCGGUUCUGUGAGCUGGCGAAGCAGGCCGGCAUGGACGUCUUUCGCGUCUUUGACUCGCUCAACUACCUGCCGAACAUUCUGGUGGGAAUGGAGGCGGCCGGCCAGGCGGGCGGCGUCGUCGAGGGCGCCAUCUCCUACUCGGGCGACGUCUCCGACCCCAGCCGGACGAAGUACAACCUGGACUACUACGUGAAGCUGGCCGAUGAGCUGGUGAAGGCGGGGGCGCACAUUCUCUGCAUCAAGGACAUGGCCGGCCUGCUGAAGCCGGUGGCGGCGAAGAUGCUGGUCGGCGCCCUCCGCUCGCGCCACCCCGACGUGCCCAUUCACAUUCACACGCACGACACGGCCGGCGCGGGCAUCGCCUCGAUGAUCGAGUGCGCCAAAGCGGGCGCCGACAUUGUCGACGUGGCCGUCGACUCGAUGUCGGGCAUGACCAGCCAGCCGAGCAUGGGCGCGCUGGUCGCCUCGCUGGAGCGCACCCCACUGGCCACCAGCGGCCUGUCGCUGAAGACGGUGAGCGAGUACUCGGCGUACUGGGAGCAGACGCGCACGCUCUACGCGCCCUUUGAGUGCACGACGACGAUGAAGAGCGGCAACGCCGACGUCUACCUCAAUGAAAUUCCCGGCGGGCAGUACACCAACCUGCAGUUUCAGGCGUACUCCCUCGGGCUGGAGUCGCAGUUUGAGGCGAUCAAGCUGGCCUAUGCGGAGGCGAACAAACUGCUCGGCGAUCUGAUCAAGGUGACGCCCAGCUCAAAGGUAGUGGGCGACCUGGCGCAGUUUAUGGUGCAGAACAAACUGAGCGCCAAGGAUGUGGAGGCGAAGGCGGAGGAGUUGAGCUUUCCCAGCUCGGUGGUCGAGUUUAUGCAGGGAUUUAUUGGCGAACCUCACGGCGGCUUCCCCGAGCCGCUGCGCAGCAAGAUCCUCAAGGGCCUGCAGCCGCUCAGCGGCCGCCCCGGCCAGCACCUGCCGCCGCUGAACUUUGUGCAGCUGAAGGACGAGCUGAUUGAGAAGCACGGCCAGCCGGUGAGCGACACCGACGUGAUGAGCUCUGCCCUCUACCCGAAGGUCUGCGACGACUACAUCAAGUUCCGCCAGGAGUUUGGCCCGGUGACGCUGCUCGACACGCGCUUCUUCCUCACCGGCCCCAAGGUGGGCGAGGAGUUUGAGGUGCAGCUGGAGAAGGGCAAAACGCUGCACAUUCGCACGCUGGCCGUCUCGGAGAUUCGCAGCAAGACCGGCGAGCGGGAGGUCUUCUUUGAGCUCAACGGUCAGCUCAGAACGGUCAUUGUCAAGGACAACACGGUGGCCACGGAGGUCAAGUCGAACCCGAAGGCGAUCAAGGGCGUGAAGGGCAGCGUCGGUGCACCCAUGCCCGGCACGGUGAUUGACGUGAAGGUGAAGGAGGGCGACAAGGUGGUGAAGGGCCAGCCGCUGAUAGUGCUCAGCGCCAUGAAGAUGGAGAUGGUCGUCCAGUCGCCGGUCAGCGGCACCAUCAAGAGCGUCGUCGCGGAGAAGGACAUGAAGGUGCAGGGUGACGAUCUCAUCAUGGACAUUGAGGUGGACAGUGCGUAG
Messenger RNA from Rhagoletis zephyria (snowberry fruit fly), 3576 nucleotides. The record is from RefSeq and is a predicted model, not a curated record. NCBI's taxonomy places the organism in Eukaryota, Metazoa, Arthropoda, Insecta, Diptera, Tephritidae.